Emiliania huxleyi CCMP1516 is the source of this 951-nucleotide messenger RNA. RefSeq lists its product as hypothetical. NCBI's taxonomy places the organism in Eukaryota, Haptophyta, Isochrysidales, Noelaerhabdaceae. Bases 1 to 951 code for a protein of 316 amino acids. The record is from RefSeq and is a predicted model, not a curated record. The transcript has 2 exons.
AUGGUCCGCCUCUUGCUGAUGAUCGCCUUCGCCGCCUCCGCCACGCGCGGAGCACCCAUCCCGACCGACAAGCUGGACGUCGCGACUACCCUCAAGUACGCCGACGUCGACACGGCCAGCAAGUCCAUCGUCGACGACAAGGAAUCGCUCGGCGCCUCCGAGAGCCGCAAGACCCUCUCCUCCACCAAGGCCGUUCCCAAGGCGGACUCGACCCUGACCGCGCGCUACAUCACGCCCGCCAACAAGACCUCGCAUGGGGGCCGGAAGCUGUCGCCUCCCUCGGUCGUGAGCGGCAUGGGCCUCGCCUUCACCACCGACGGCAACAACGUCAAGAUGUGCAGCGAGCAUAACGGCAACUACUGGAGCGGUGGUUCGUGGAACAACUAUGGCGAUCAGCCCACCUCGGAGGAUUGCCAGAAGAAGUGCCUCGACGACCCCGACUGCCCCUUUGUGCUGUUCCGCCCGGCCAACCGCUUCUGCACCAAGUACACCGCAUGCACGCGCUCACCCGGCAUCGACUGGGGCUGGGCAGGCGACCAGGUGUUCCGCAAGCAGUGCACGGUCGACUCGGUCACCGUCAACACGAAGAGCUGGGGCUCCGAGGUGACGUGGUCGAUUCGCGAUGCGUCCGGCGACGCCGUCUGCUCUGGCGGCCCAUACGACGACAACACGGAAACGUCGGAGCACUGCUGCAUCGGCACCGGCGCCUUCACCCUUUCCUGCACUGACUCCUACGGAGAUGGCUGGCACGGUGGCAGCAUCGAAAUCGCCGGCAAAGAGUACUGCGCCGACUUCGUCGAUGCCGAUGGAUCUCGGGAGUCCUUCGAGCAGGAGGAGCAGCUCGUGAUUGAGGAAUGCAGGCACACUUGCUCCUCGGGCAGCGACUGGCUUGCCAACCACCCCUGGGUUGUCCUGCCGCUCGGGCAGUGUCGGAGUCGGAGGGUCGACUGA